Molecule: messenger RNA, 813 nt
Organism: Auxenochlorella protothecoides
Lineage: Eukaryota; Viridiplantae; Chlorophyta; Trebouxiophyceae; Chlorellales; Chlorellaceae
Product: Gramicidin S biosynthesis protein GrsT
Exons: 3
Coding region: 1-813 (270 amino acids)
Biological process (GO): lipid biosynthetic process
Source: RefSeq, a predicted model, not a curated record
AUGGCGGCAUCAACUGCCCAGCGAAAUGCAUGGGUCCUGACGGGGCCGCGGCAGUGCCCGCCCCCUAUGGUCCGCCUGCGCCUCGUAUGCUUCCCCAUGGCGGGGUCGGGGGCAUGCAUGUACCACGACUGGGCAUUUCCGAUAUCUCUUGGUGUCGAGGUGCUACCCAUCGAGCUCCCCGGCACCAACUCCCGCCUGAAGGAGCCCAAGGCCACGUGCCUGCGGGCCCUGGCGCAGGACGUGGUGCAGGGCAUUGCCGCCCACCUGCAGCCAGGCCACCCCCCCGUCGUGCUCUGGGGCCACAGCAUGGGCGCCUGGCUGGCGUACGAGGUGGCCCAGCUCCUGUCGGCCCCGGGCUCGAGCCUGCAGCGCCCCCUGCACCUCUUCGCCUCCGGCAAUCGCGCACCCUCCCUGGCGGGCCUGGAGCACAACCCCGACUCCCAUGUUAUGCACCGACUGGAGGCUGCCGAGUUCUGGCGCGUGUACACGCAACGGUACGGGGCCAACCCCGAUCUGGAAAGCAGGGCGCUGCGUGCCUACCUCCUGCCCGGCCUGCAGGCCGACUUCAAGCUCGUAGAGACGUAUACCCCCUCCAGCCUGAGACCGCUGGACUGUGGAGUGAUCGCGCUAGGGGGAAUGAGCGACCCCAGGUACAGCCCUGGCCAGCUCGAGGCCUGGGCGGGUGUAGCACCGCCCUCGCGCUUCAGCGUGCAGUGGUUUGAGGGCGGGCACCUGUUUGUGCGGGAGCAGACGGCGGCAGUCCUGGAGUUUUUGGAGGGCAAGCUGCGGCACCUCUUGCCCGACAGCCGGUGA